Styela clava is the source of this 3074-nucleotide messenger RNA. RefSeq names its product growth hormone secretagogue receptor type 1-like. Lineage: Eukaryota; Metazoa; Chordata; Ascidiacea; Stolidobranchia; Styelidae. The record is from RefSeq and is a predicted model, not a curated record. Gene Ontology annotation, molecular function: G protein-coupled receptor activity. Gene Ontology annotation, cellular component: plasma membrane. Gene Ontology annotation, biological process: G protein-coupled receptor signaling pathway.
AACUUUGCUUCGCGACGAUUACUUGGUAUACUUGUGAUGGAAGCCUGUUUGCAAUCCGUGAUUAGUACAGAGUGAGAAAUCAAUGCAAUAGUCUUAGGGUGUGUAAAACGUAGAUGUAAAUCAGUGUUUUUUCACGUUAGCAGUUUGGUAAACAUAGAAAACAAUAAAAAAUUAUUAGCGUAAAAUGAAAAAGAAUGUAAUCAACGAGCUGAAACGUUAGUUGAAAUUAAACUCUGCUGAGUGAUAUGCUAAAAAACUUUAGCAUAUCACGAACAAAAACAUUGACGGAAAAUUGACUGCGACCACCGCGAAUCAGGCUUCACGGUGUAGGACUGUUUCUUUAUACCGAUUUAAAAAUUGAGGAAAAUUCUUCUAAGAUGUCUGAUAUUCAUUCCACUGUUUCGAUUCAAGAUCCUAAUUCUACAACAACUGUACCCGCAAAUGCGGUCGGACAAUCUCCUGUUACUCAUGAACAACAGGUUGCAAUGACGGUCGCGAUUGCAUUUUUAGGACUUUGGUGUGCAAUCGGAAAUAUUGUGACGAUUCUCGCUAUUACUACUAGAAGAUAUAUGAGAACAAAAACGAAUGUAUUUAUUUUAAGUCUUGCAAUAUCAGAUCUAUUGUCUGGAUUGAUUGCCUCGCCAUUGUGGUUGUAUAGAAGAACCUGGGGUUUCAAUCCAUGGGAAUUGGGACAAUUCGCGUGUAAGCUAUAUUGGGUUAUAGACGAAACUACUUCCUAUUGCACAGCAAUGCAUAUUGCAUCGUUUGCCAUCUGGAGAUUCAUUUUGGUGAGAUGGCCACACCGCAUGGGAACCACCAAGAUCAGAACAAUCACAAUAUGGGUCUGCACAAUAUGGGUGAUCAGUAUUAUAUUCGGAGGAUUUGUCUACAGUCUGUUCUAUGAAUCAGUGGAGAAGCCACAGGAUGGGGGUGUCUACUCUCACUGGCCAAUGUGCUCCAUAAAAUUCGUUGAUGAUGGAAUCGCAAAAUUCAAAAUGUAUUAUACAUUUUCUUCAACGAUGUUCAUGUUGUUUCCAAUGGCAAUUCUGUUCGUAAUGUCGAUGUUGAUUGUAAAAGAGCUUUUCUUCAACAAAACAUUCAAAAGCGAGUUAAGAAAAAUUAAAGAGAAAAAAGCAGUGGCGCAAUUAGCUAUGAUUGCUGCGUCGUUCAUGAUUGGAUAUAUCCCGAUGACGUCAUACAUGAUGUGGACUAUUCGAGUAUCAGACAAAGAUAAAUCACUUGAUUACUGGAUGGGCGUUGCUGCUUAUUUCUGUCUGAGAUUUUCAGAAUGCAUGAAUCCUGUCGCUUACAAUGUAUCGUCUAACAAAAUGAGAAAGGCAUCAAAAGAGGUUUUAGCACUCGUCUGGACAUGUUGUGGAAAAAGGGCUCCCGUGUCUCAAACUCCAUCUCGUGUAUCUCACUCAACUCCAAACGAAGCUGGAUUGUACGUAGGAAGUACCAUUAUCACAAACGGAACAAAAAGUUACGGAAACGGACCGAAGUGACGAAAUUUAAAACGUUAUCAAUCAUAAUCUAGACCAGUGUUUUCCAACAUAUGAGCCGAAAAUCCUCCCGUGUAACUUUUUUUUAUCAAAUACAUGAAAGUGGUAAGUAAAAUGUUUGUUAUGUAUCAGUGAUUUUAUUUUGCCGCUAUAAAAGCCGCUUUUUCGUAGUUCGGAAAAAACACCACAUUAUUGCUUACUAUUUAGCUCGUACGCAAGUCUUCGCUCAAUAUUGUGCAUUAAACUCAAACUGAGGGGUGACAGCUGACGGCUAUUUUCAUAAUCCACUGUUCUUAUAUAGAUAUUUUAAUAUAUACAAUGGUGUAUAAAACGCUAUAUGAAGAUAAAUUCCAAUGUAAAAUAUAUGUGUAUAAAUUUACGAAAACAAGCGAUAUAAGAAUUGCGUACUGGAAAAUGUUUUUCAUACGUACUGUUUUAGUUCAGAUUUCUUUUAUCUUUACUCCAAAGAAAAUUAUACUUAUUGCUUUUGAGAUUUCGUUCUAUGUCUAUGCAAUGUUCCUUCAAUAAUUUGUUACGUUUUUGUAUGUGAUGUGUUUUUAGUAUUUUUUUUAUUAUCUCAGUAUAUAUCUAAAUUUGUAAUCUUAUUUGCUUUCGCAGACUAGUAGAUUUUUAGUUUGAAAAUUGUCACGAACAAAUGUUCGGGACAACCUGGUUUGGCAGAAUAUAUAAAACUAGAUAAAGGUAAUUAAGGUCGAAUUUAACAGCGAAAUCCCUUAAAAUGUCGUAAUGUACAUAGCGAGUGUGUCUGCAAUCAAACCUAUAACAUGAUGUGUUUCCAAACUAUUUGUUUGCCCUUGUCAACCAUAGAAAAUGACAGCUUUUGUCAUGCUCAAAAUGUUAUUCAAUAUUCACAUACAACAUAACAACAGAACUGCCUAUAGGUUUGCAAUCACUCUAAACUGCGUUAAAAUCAGUGAUGAGAUUCAAAAUGUCAAAAAUGAACUCUCAUUAGUAUCAACUUCACUAACAACAGGUUCCCUCAUUUCAGCAACCAUGUCGAUCUUAUAGCUCUAUAAAGCAAUAACGGGUUAAGUGAUUACCACAAAAUUCCAAGAACAGGUUCUCGCUACCCGUGAAUUCUACCACUGGUCUUCAUAUCAUAUCAAAACACAUUUUUCAGAUUGUAUAUAUUACAUUUUUUUUUAAUUUGAGUUUAACAUUGCUGUUAAAAUAAUAUCAUUCUUUAAUAUUUUAUGCAAUAUAGAUAAAAAUUGGAAAUAUUAAUCUCGUAAUUUCAUUGUCAUAAAUUAUAUUCCCUGGUAGUCGCGAAAUAACUAUUGGGGGUAACGUAUUUAUCACCAUUUUGAAUAUUUUCUGUCUUAGUUUCAGACUGGUUGCUAACGAUUUAAUUUAUACCCACAUCACUUUUAUGUGUUUUUAAUGAAGAUUCUCUUAUUCAUUCCGAAUUAAUUGGAACUGCUCUCAAAUUUGAGAUUAAAUGAUUGUUUCUGAAUAUUGUUUCUGAACAUUUAUGCAUCAGUUAUUUCUGAUGAUCACAAUUUUUCAUUGCUAAUAUACAUAGUGUUUUUUAUUGUUGGGAUUGCAUUAUUU